GAAGAGGGUAGAUAAACUAGAGGGACAACUCUCAAGUGAACAAUCACGUACGGAGUUUGUAUUCUCUUUGACGAUAUUUUUGCCUAUAUGAUGCACGAACUAUAACAAGCACUAGUUGCUUUUUUGUUCUGAAACAUAUUUAAAGAAAAUGUGAGAGUGUGAAGACUAGUAAUUGUUAAAUAUCAGUGCUGCUGCAGCUGUGCCUGCCGUUGUCUCUGUGAUAAGCAUGAAGGCAUUGAGUGAGGGGGCAGCUGCUCUGUCCCGAUAUCACACAUUCAUCGACUGUUUUUGAAUCUUAUAUAAUAUCCCAAUCUUAUUAGGGAUUCUUUUUUUACCUGGUAUUGUCCCUGAUUUGAACAUAUGCGCGUUUCAGCACGAAACAUUUGAUGAACGUUGACAGCAAGCUCACCCACGAACGCGGUGCCUAUCACUUCCGGUUUGUUGCCAAGACAACGGUCGCACGCCUUCUCUAAACUCACAACAAACGCUCAUUCCUAAUGGAAGCUUAAACCUACUUUUUAUUUAUUUUUUGUCGCGUUCACUCAGCUUUUUGUCGCAUUGCUCCGAUUUGGGAUACUCAUAACUAUGAGUCAACGACAGAUUCUGCAAGUGUUUGAGCAGUACCAGAAGGCAAGAACACAAUUUGUGCAAACUGUAGCAGAUCUUGCAGCAAGACAACAAAAUACUGAAACACUUCAAAAUGCUGGUGUAAUGUCCCUUUUGAGGCCUCUCCUCUUGGAUGCAGUCCCAACUAUUCAGCAGACAGCAGCUCUGGCUCUCGGAAGGCUUGCCAACUAUAACGAUGACCUGGCUGAGGCUGUAGUAAAGGGAGACAUUCUUCCUCAGCUUGUGUACUCCCUGGCUGAGCAAAACUGUUUCUAUAAGAAAGCUGCAGCAUUCGUGCUUCGGGCUGUUGCUAAGCACUCUCCUGAACUGGCCCAGGCCGUGGUGGACUGUGGAGCACUGGACGCUCUUGUCAUCUCCCUGGAGGAGUUUGACCCUGGGGUCAAAGAGGCUGCUGGAUGGGCAAUAAGCUACAUUGCCAGACAUAAUGCACAGCUGUCUCAGGCAGUGGUUGAUGCUGGAGUUGUGCCUCUGCUCGUGCUAUGCAUCCAGGAACCUGAAAUCGCCCUGAAGAGGGUUGCAGCUUCAGCUCUGAGUGACAUAGCCAAACACUCCCCAGAACUGGCUCAAACCGUGGUGGACACAGGGGCGAUCGCCCACCUAGCACAGAUGAUCCUAAACCCAGAUGCCAAAUUGAAGAGGCAGGUUUUUUCAGCUCUCAGCCAAAUCGCCAAGCACUCCGUAGACGUAGCCGAGAUGGUGGUGGAAGCCGAGAUAUUUCCCGCUGCACUGGUUUGCCUAAAGGACCCGGAUGAAUAUGUUCGGAAGAAUGUCGCCACUCUUAUUCGGGAAAUCACAAAACACACCCCCGAGCUGUCCCAGAUAAUAGUGAAUGUGGGGGGUGUAGCAGCUGUGAUUGACUACCUCGGGGACUCCAAAGGGAAUGUACGCCUGCCGGGGAUCAUGAUGCUGGGCUAUGUGGCUACACACUCUGAGAACUUAGCCAUGGCUGUGAUUGUCUCUAAAGGAGUGUCACAGUUGGCUAUCUGUCUGGAGGAAGAGCAAGAGGAUCACAUCAAAGCAGCAACAGCUUGGGCAUUUGGCCAGAUCGGCCGACACACACCCGAGCAUGCAAAAGCUGUUGCUGUGGCCAAUGUGUUCCCUAAACUCUUAAAUCUCUAUUUGGACACGAAAAGUUCUGAAGACCUGCAGAUCAAGGCCAAGAAGGCACUGAAGAGCAUCCUUCAAAAGUGUACUUAUCUACCAGCACUGGAGCCUCUUCUCUAUGAAGCUCCCAGCAACAUUCUUAAGCAUGUCAUCUGCCAGUUCAGUAAGGUUCUUCCUCAUGACAGUAAAGCACGCCGCUUGUUUGUUACCAGUGGCGGUCUGAAGAAAGUCCAGGAGAUCAAAGCAGAUCCUGGUUCUGCAAUUCAGGAAUAUAUCAAUGCAAUCAACAACUGCUACCCUGAAGAGAUUGUCAGGUAUUAUUCUCCCGGUUACUCUGAGACCUUGCUGGAAAGGAUUGACAACUUUCAGCCAGUGUGAUUUUUGUUCACUGAAACACUUAUGGAUGCCUUUUAAAAAGCUGUGGAAAAUGAAAAUCACAUCAUCACAUCUGUGACAUAUAUAUAUAUAUAUAAACUAUAACAAUUUAUGUAUGCUAGAAUUUUGAAUUAGCUUUGAUUUCUUAUCUUGUUUCAUGUUAAGUCAAUAGGCUACUGUAAAAAACAACAUUUUAUUAUUUAGUGGUGGUGCAAGAUUAUUAAUUCCUCUAGACUAGAGCAUCCUCUGCAGUGCAUCCUUCAAUAACUCACCACAAGGUCGUGCAUCAUUGCUGUCCUCGUUAUCGCUUCACGGAGCAAAGAGCAGACCCCUCACUUUCAUACUGCAGUGGGCGACUGGCAACACGAACAACCUCGAACCGAAAGACUUAAUACCUUUGUCUUUGGCAGGAUCGUACACAUCACAGGGUUCACUACACGGGUGAACGCUGCCUCCAUGUCUCCACUGGCGCUGAAGCUUGUUUAGUAGAAUUUGAACCCAUGAAAAUCCGAAAAUAAAAGACUUCAAAUGGACAUCAGAUUACCGAAGCAGCGAAUAUGUCAAGGUUCUUAACAAAGGACUUGCACAAUUAUAAUUAUGCCUAUACAAUUUUAAAUAUUUAAGAAAAUAUAAAAGCCUAAAGGCCAUUGAUCUAUAUAAAUGACUAUAAAUAUUACAGAUCAGUGCUAAAGGUCCUAAUAGCGAUUGAUAUUUAACACGUCAUGAACAAACAGCAGUUCUUAAAAAUCGCGUAGCCAACUUCCGUGUUCGUGUUAAAAUAUUUAUAAUAAAUGCCCGCAGAAAAUGAACUAACGUUCGAAAGGGAUACAAAUAAGAUCGUGACCGAGAAACGAGCCCAGAACGUUUGAUAUUCACUGACAAUUAUGCAUUCAUGUAUUAUCGCCCCCUGCUGUCUUACUUGUGCAUAAAGUACACAUUAAAGAGCAGCUGUUAAACAUA
Carassius gibelio (silver crucian carp) is the source of this 3066-nucleotide messenger RNA. RefSeq names its product sperm associated antigen 6 (gene spag6). The transcript is spliced from 11 exons. Gene Ontology annotation, cellular component: microtubule cytoskeleton; axoneme; sperm principal piece. The coding region runs from base 586 to 2109 and encodes 507 amino acids. The record is from RefSeq and is a predicted model, not a curated record. Gene Ontology annotation, biological process: sperm axoneme assembly; filopodium assembly; neuron projection extension. Lineage: Eukaryota; Metazoa; Chordata; Actinopteri; Cypriniformes; Cyprinidae. Gene Ontology annotation, molecular function: microtubule binding.